UGAACGACGACACGCCCACCCAAAUGAUGCGGACGCGCAUUGAUUACGUCAACGGCGCUUCUUCAUAGACAACACAGACAGGGGGAAGAAGAGUCAAACAGAGCUCUGUAAACAGCACAGUCAUGAAUUGGAACAAAGGCAGUCAAGGUGUCAAGCGAGGUUUUGGGUUUGGAGGGUUUUCCCUUGCAGGCAAAAAGGAGGAACCUAGCCUUCCCCAAAAUUCUCACACAUCAUUCAAAGGCUCAGGAUCAGGUGGAGGAUACGGGAAGAACCAGCAGCUUCCAUCAUUUUACAAGAUAGGGACCAAGAGAUCUAAUUUUGAUGAGGAAAAUGCAUAUUUUGAAGAUGAUGAGGAGGAGUCGAGCAACAACAUGGAUCUGCCGUAUAUCCCAGCUGAGAAUUCGCCGACACGACAGCAAAUGAAGUCAGGUGGUGGCUCGGACAGCGAGGAUGAUCCACUGGAUGCCUUCAUGGCAGAAGUUGAGAGUCAAGCAGCAAAAGACAUGAGGAAACUAGAGGAAAAGGAAAAAGAGAAAAAGGCUGACAAGGGUAUUCGUGAUGACAUUGAAGAAGAAGAUGAACAAGAAGCAUACUUUCGUUAUAUGGCAGAGAACCCCACAGCUGGGCUGACCCAGGAAGAAGAGGAAGACAACAUUGACUAUGACAGUGAUGGGAACCCGAUCCCUUCUACCACCAAGAAAAUUAUCCUGCCACUUCCUCCUAUUGACCACACUGAGAUUGAAUAUGCACCUUUUGUGAAAAACUUCUACGAUGAACACGAAGAGCUCAGCAGCCUGACUGGAGCUGAAGUUGUUGAACUAAGGCAAAAACUUAACUUAAGAGUAUCAGGUGCUGCACCUCCAAAACCAUGUACCAGCUUUGCUCAUUUCAGCUUUGAUGAGCAGCUCAUGCACCAGAUCCGAAAGUCUGAGUACACACAGCCCACACCAAUACAGUGCCAGGGUGUGCCCAUAGCCAUGUCUGGACGUGACAUGAUUGGGAUUGCAAAAACUGGCAGUGGCAAAACUGCAGCUUUCAUCUGGCCAAUGUUGGUUCAUAUUAUGGACCAAAAAGAGUUGGAGCCAGGAGAGGGUCCCAUUGCAGUUAUUGUAUGUCCCACUAGAGAACUUUGUCAGCAGAUCCAUGCAGAAUGUAAGCGCUUUGGGAAAGCCUACUCAUUACGUUCAGUGGCGGUUUACGGAGGAGGCAGUAUGUGGGAGCAGGCUAAGGCUCUACAGGAGGGAGCCGAGAUUGUCGUGUGCACUCCGGGUCGUCUUAUUGACCAUGUCAAAAAGAAGGCCACAUCACUACAGAGGGUGACAUACCUUGUGUUUGACGAGGCAGAUCGCAUGUUUGACAUGGGUUUUGAAUAUCAGGUUAGGUCUAUCGCAAGCCAUGUCCGCCCCGACCGACAGACUCUUCUGUUUAGUGCUACUUUCCGAAAGAAGAUUGAAAGACUGGCCAGAGACAUCUUGGUAGACCCUAUUCGUGUUGUGCAGGGAGACAUUGGCGAGGCCAAUGAGGACAUCACCCAAGUGGUGGAACUUCUCCCUACUGGAGCAGAUAAGUGGUCAUGGCUGACCCGGCGGCUGGUGGAGUUUACGUCCACAGGCUCUGUCCUCAUCUUUGUAACCAAGAAAGCAAACUCUGAUGAACUGGCUACUAACCUGAUCCAGGAGGGCUAUAGCCUCGGACUGCUGCAUGGAGACAUGGACCAGAGUGAGAGGAACAAGGUCAUCACUGACUUCAAGAAGAAAAAUCUACCAGUUCUUGUGGCCACUGACGUAGCUGCUCGUGGUCUGGACAUUCCAUCCAUUCGCACAGUCGUGAACUAUGAUGUGGCACGAGACAUCGACACGCACACGCACAGGAUUGGUCGAACAGGUCGUGCUGGAGAGAAGGGCGUAGCCUACACUCUCCUUACCAAUAAAGACCACACUUUUGCCGGAGAUCUUGUUAGAAAUCUAGAGGGAGCCAAUCAGGCUGUUUCGAAAGAGCUGAUGGACUUAGCAAUGCAGAAUCCAUGGUUUAGGAAGUCCAGAUUCAAAGGUGGGAAAGGGAAGAAGAUGAACAUUGGUGGGGGUGGUCUCGGUUACAAAGAGAGACCUGGACUGGGAGCUGAAAGUUCUGAACGCAGCAGCUUGCCGUCUUCCACAAGUAGCUUUGAAGGCUACACUAAACCUGCCACAGGAGCGAUGGGAGAUCGCAUGGCUGCAAUGAAACAAGCCUUCCAGGCUCAGUACAAGAGCCACUUUGUUGCUGCAACCAGUGGUCCUCCAAAGCUCAGCACCAAGUCUAACAGCUCGUCAGGCUGGACCAGUGCUGGAAGUCUGAGCUCUGUGCCUUCAGAAUCCCCUCAUGUUUCAGAGAAGUCUUCUUCAACAUUCUCAAUGCCUGGCUUUACUAGUGCAGGCACCCUGAGCUCAGUCGGUCCGCCGGUCAGUCAAGCCAGUGCACAGCACAGCUUCCCUCCACCUCCCCCUCCACCUUCAUCACAGAAGGAUAGGGACAGGCAUAGUGAAGAUCGUGGGCGCCACGGGGACAGUCGCCACAGUGAUAGAAGCGACCGGCACAGCAGUGAUGAUCGCUAUAGUGAUCGAGACCGGCAUGGAGACAGAGAUCGCGACCACUACAGGGACCGGGAUCGCCACAGUAGCAGCAGCAGUAGUAGUAGCAGCCGUCACAGUGACAGCCGUAACGGAGAUGGAAGCAGGAGGGACAGAGAUGAUCGGAGAAGUGACAGGGACGGGGGAGACAAGGGUAGUGGAGAGGGGAGGGACAGAGGUGGAGAUGACAGCUUUGCUGUCCCUGAACCACCAAAACGUAGAAAGAGCAGGUGGGACAACUAAAAUAAAAACAUCACUAUGGUAAUAUGUACAACCAUCUGCUCCAUGACAAACAUGUCUGUGCAGGCAGAACAUAUCAGAGGCCAGAACAAGCACAGGGCUGCAGGGUGGAUUUUGGUGUGAAUAAAAUAGAAAUGUUACUGGUGCCAUUGCCUGAUUGGCUGCGACUUUAUGAUCCAAUCCCAAUAGAGCAGUUUACCAGACAUGAACAGAAAAAAGCUCAGAAACAGCCAUUGUACAUACACCAUCUAAAGAGGAAGUAUUAGAGCUGUGAUGAAUCCUUAGUGAGUAAACAAGCUUCUAUGUUUGAAAACCUGAUGCAUUUUGUUUCCAAAUACGUUUUUGGCAACUGUUGACUUUGCAUUCAGUUAACAAUACUCAUCAUUAAAAGUUAUUUCUGAAAGUGAUUGGUGUCAGAGGAGUAAUGCUCAAAACGUUUCUGUUUCUGUGUUGAAAUUCUUGGUCAAAUGCCUUUUGCAAGCAUCAAGUCUGUUUGUGCAUUAAUGUGUUUUUAGUAAGACUAGUUUGUAUUAGAAAAAAGAAAUUAAUAAUGGAAUAAUGAUGGGUUUUAAUAAAAAGAUCAUUGUCA
Molecule: messenger RNA, 3435 nt
Organism: Cynoglossus semilaevis (tongue sole)
Lineage: Eukaryota; Metazoa; Chordata; Actinopteri; Pleuronectiformes; Cynoglossidae
Gene: ddx42
Product: DEAD (Asp-Glu-Ala-Asp) box helicase 42
Exons: 18
Coding region: 123-2849 (908 amino acids)
Molecular function (GO): ATP binding; RNA helicase activity; nucleic acid binding
Source: RefSeq, a predicted model, not a curated record